Oenanthe melanoleuca is the source of this 2793-nucleotide messenger RNA. RefSeq names its product fucosyltransferase 10 (gene POFUT3). Gene Ontology annotation, molecular function: alpha-(1->3)-fucosyltransferase activity. Bases 360 to 1787 code for a protein of 475 amino acids. The record is from RefSeq and is a predicted model, not a curated record. NCBI's taxonomy places the organism in Eukaryota, Metazoa, Chordata, Aves, Passeriformes, Muscicapidae. The transcript has 5 exons. Gene Ontology annotation, cellular component: Golgi membrane.
GAUGGCGCUCGGCCGGCGAUCGCCGCUCCGCGCUCCCCGUGCAGGCCGCGGGCCGCCGGGGCAGAGCCGACCCCUUCCCCGCCCCGCGGCUGGGCGGAGGGAGCGCGCACCGCACCGCCCCUCCCGCUCCGACCGGGGGCUAACAAAGUUAAAAAAAAGCAGCCGAACACCCCGAGCCCCCUCAGGCCCGCCAGAGGGGCCCGGCGGCGGUGCGGCGGAGCGAGUUUCUCGGGCAGCAGUCACCAUGAAAAGCAAUAAGGAUAAAGUGGAAAAGCCCAGCAGCAGAGAGUGAAGACUUUGGACAAGCUGAGCUUCCGAAUGCCUAGAUGUAACUGCUCUGGCAGGCCUGGUAGUGCAGCAUGAUUAGGAUGAGGAGGAAGAUACUUUGGGCAUCUUGCUUCUGCUUUGCAGCUGCCUUUUUCCUUGUGCUGACACUCCAGGUUAUCACCGAACUGGGCAAUUCAGAGAAUAAGGUGUCAGUAAUCUCCAGUUUGCACAGCAGCCCAUUAAAGCCUGGGGAGAGACACGCUUUUCAGUUUAAGAUGCAGAAACUUCACAGCAGCUUCAAGGCAGAGUCUGAUGUAAAUCACUAUCCUGUCCUGCUCUGGUGGUCUCCCCUGACUGGAGAGACAGGGAGAUUCAGUCAGUGUGGAGAGGACGUUUGCUUCUUUACUAUAAACAAGACCUACCAGCACAAUCAGAUGACAAGAGCAUUUCUGUUCUAUGGUACUGACUUCAGUAUAGACAGUUUACCUCUCCCUCGUAAAGAAUAUCAUGACUGGGCCCUCUUCCAUGAAGAGUCACCAAAAAACAACUACAAACUCUUCCAUGAAGCAGCCAUCACCUUAUUCAACCACACUGCGACAUUUAGCCGCCACUCUCACCUGCCACUGACCACUCAGUACCUUGAGGGUGUAGAGGUCCUGAAGUCAUUGAGGUUCAUGAUCCCACUGAGGAUGAAAAACAGCCUGAGGAAAAGGCUUGCACCGCUUGUGUAUGUGCAGUCUGACUGCAACCCUCCUUCUGACCGGGACAGCUAUGUGCGCGAGCUGAUGGGCCACAUUGAAGUAGACUCUUAUGGGGAGUGUUUGCAUAAUAGAGACCUUCCUCAGCAUCUCAGAAAUCCAGCUGCCAUGGAUGAUGGAAGCUUUUUAAAAAUACUGGCACAGUACAAGUUCAUUCUUGCUUUUGAAAAUGCUAUUUGUGAAGAUUACAUCACUGAAAAACUCUGGCGGCCACUGAAGUUGGGAGUGGUGCCAGUGUACUUUGGGUCUCCCAGCGUUGUAGACUGGCUUCCUAGUAACAAGAGUGCAGUCCUGGUGUCCAGUUUUUCACACCCUCGGGAUCUGGCCCACUAUAUCAAAAUGCUGGAUACAAAUGAUGAAGAAUAUGAGUCCUACCUACAAUGGAAACUGAAAGGAGACAUUUCCAACCCAAGACUGCUUAGAGCAAUGAAGGAACGUAAGUGGGGAGUGCAAGAUGUCACCCAGGACAAUUAUAUUGACACCUUUGAGUGCAUGGUUUGUAACAGAGUGUGGGAAAACAUCAGACGGGAGGAAAAGGGAUGGCUGCCCCAGAGGUGGGAGGCUCGGGUUAAUCAUCUGAGCUGCCCCAAACCAGAGGCAUUCUGGUUCUCAUCCUCAAACCCUGGCUGGAUUUCUCUCCAAAAGAUGUGGAUACCAAGCUUCGAGCAAUCCAAGAAAGAAGCCUUGGCACUGAGGCACCUGGUGGAAAGAAACAAGAAUUUUACAGCUGAAGAAUUUUGGAUGCUUGUAUUCAAAGAAUAAACAUAAUGGAUCUGUAAAACAGAGUGACUUCCUCAGAGGAGUUCUAUGGAAUUUUCUUUUGCAGGUGACCUUAUCAUUUAGUAUUAGUAACCAUGGGAAGUAGACCUCUGAGACUGAAUUUAGUAUUUUCAGUACUCAAGGGGCACUAAGAAAUGCUAAACAGUAAGAUUAUUCUGCCAGGUAAUAUAUGCACAGAUAUAUAUGCAUAUAUUUAUAUUUAGAAUUAUUUAUAUUAAUUGUCAUUUGUUCAAAUGUUUGAACAUUAAGACCCUGGUUGUCAGGAUUCAUAAAGCCCAGAUUUAAGCACAGAGCUAAUUACCCUGAAGCAGAUGGCUCACCCUCCAUCUUUUGAUACAUACCUGCUUGGUCUCAGGACCCCUUUUUCCCCAGUCCAGGACCCUCCUUUGCUACAUUGAUAGCCACAAGGUGCAGAGCAGCUGACACCAUUGCACAGGUACAGCUUUUGUGCUGCUUUGGAGAUAGGCUAAAAACUUGGGACUAGCUCAGUGUCCCUAGCUAGCUGUUUAUUAUCAAAUUUCCUGGCAUCAGCAGAUUGAAGCAGGGACUUGGCAGGCUUUGUGUCCUGACACUGAGUGCCAAUGUAACGUACAUUAGUGGCUGGCACGAGGAAGCACCAUCUGUUAGUGUCCGGGGACAGAUUGAAUGAAAAACGUGCUGGCUCAGAUUUACCCACCAUCUUUUGCUAAAAAUAAGCAGAGCACAUGAGUAUCUCUACUCCCCAGAAAUAGGGUUGGCUUCGAUCUGACUUAUCUUCUUGCCUUUCUGAUGAUGUAUUUGUGUUCUGAAGAUAGUACUUGUAUCAUGUAUAAACAUGAAAUUAUAUGAUUAAAAGAGCAGGGAUAAUACAGAGUCCAUUGGUGCUGAAAUCUUCAGGUGGCCCAAGGAGAAAUAGGCAGCCUUUCUGUUUUAGCACACAAAACCUCAAAUUACUUAAUCUGACAAAGAAUAAAGCUUGGUGAUCUUAGUCAUCACUUGCCAAAAGACA